CAUUCAAAUAGUCGCUUGAUGCUCACGCUUGCAACAUGGCGCUAGUUUGUUCAAUUUCCAAUGAGUUGCCAGAGGUUCCUGUCGUGUCGCCAGCAUCAGGGCGAGUCUUUGAGAAGCGGCUCAUAGAGAAGUUCAUCUCGGAGAAUGGCAGUGAUCCUGUCAAUGGAGAACCUCUCUCUGAAGAUCAGCUGAUCGAGAUCAAAGUGAAUCCAUUGGUGAAGCCACGGCCACCGACGGCAACCAGCAUUCCAGCGAUCCUGAAGCUCCUCCAGGACGAGUGGGACGCCUGCAUGCUGCACAGUUUCACGCUCCGUCAGCAGCUUCAGACGGCUCGUCAGGAGCUCUCUCACGCCCUCUAUCAGCAUGACGCAGCGUGCCGUGUCAUUGCUAGGCUCACCAAAGAGGUGACUGCUGCCCGUGAAGCCUUGGCUACACUGAAGCCCCAAGCAGCACCAGGCAUCGCACCGGGUGCAGCCAUGCCCGCUGCUGUGGCUGUCCAACCCAGCUCCGUACCAGAGCCAAUGGAGGCUGCUGAAGCCGGUCCUAUGGGCAUGACUGAGGAUAUCAUACAAAAGUUGCAAGAGCGUGCCAACGUGCUCACCGCAGAGCGUAAGAAGCGUGGUAAGAAGGUUCCGGAUGAACUGGCUCCAUCUGAAGAUAUCAGGAACUACAGACCAAGAGCUUCUCAUCCAGGUCUGCACAGUGCCAGUAUUCCUGGUAUUUUGGCGCUUGAUUUACAGGCAUCUGAUACAUCCAAGGUUCUCACAGGAGGAGCUGACAGAAAUGCUGUUGUGUUCAACAAGGAUACGGAGCAAGUGACGGCCAUCUUGAAAGGUCACACAAAGAAGGUCAACAAUGUCAUCUACCAUCCUACAGAGGAUGUGGUGUUCACUUCUUCGCCCGACGCCACCAUCCGUAUCUGGCUCACCCAGAAUGGCUCCUGCUCCCAGGUGGUACGUGCUCACGAUGCCGCUGUAACCGGUCUCAGCCUCCACGCCACCGGAGACUUCCUCCUUAGCUGCUCCGAGGAUCGUCACUGGGCCUUCUCUGACAUAACGACGGGACGCGUCCUCACCAAAGUCUCCGAUGAUUCUGUCGGCCAUGCUCUGACCUGUGCCCAGUUCCAUCCUGACGGUCUCAUCUUUGGAACCGGAACCGCCGACAGCGUCAUCAAGAUCUGGGAUCUCAAGGAGUGUACCAACGUGGCCAAUUUCCCCGGCCACUCCGGUCCCGUCACCGCUCUGGCCUUCUCCGAGAACGGAUACUACCUGGCCACGGCAGCCGACGAUGCAAUCGUCAAACUCUGGGAUCUGCGCAAGCUGAAGAACUUCAAGAACAUCACCCUAGAUGACAACUACGAGAUCAAAUCAUUGACCUUCGACCAGAGCGGUUCGUACCUAGCCGUAGCAGGCACUGAUCUACGAGUGUUCCUCUGCAAACAGUGGCAGGAGCUGGCUGUCUUUACAGAUCACACCAGCAUGACGACUGGAGUACGUUUUGGACAGCACUCAUCAUUCUUGGCAUCCUCCAGCAUGGAUAGAAGUCUCAAGUUCUACAACCUAUAAGCUACGUUCAUACACAUCACAUUAAACACACCAACAGGACGUACUGGUAUCUGUUACUACACAGUAAAACAGAGUUUCUUGCAGGAUUAUUUUAUCAUAAGAACAGUGCCCAGAAUUGAAAUCUAGUGUUCUAUAUGAAGUCUAAUGUGAAGCCUCCAUCAAUCUGCCAAGCUAAUACGUUAUCCGUAUGCUACUCUAUACAGACGGAUAUUUGCUUGGAAUAUGUUAUUCAUUGUAAUGGAAAAGAGGAGGAUUUUGAAAAGAGAUUCAUUGUAUCAUUUCCUAUUUUUAUUACCACUAACUCUUGUUUCAAUGUAAGAAAUUAUACAUGUGUAUAAAAAGGAAGCCAAGUUUUUUUGUAAUAUUGAAUGAGUUAGGGGGUUCUUGAUUGUCUCAUGCUACAGUUUUUCUUUGGGGCUACUUGGUAAGGUAGAAACUGCUGCUCUUUUCAAUUAAAUGCUGGAAAAGCUUCCAAAUUUGUGCCGUGUAUCAUACAGUUAUAAAAGCUGGCCAACAUACAGCUGUUCUCUUUCAAGUCGAGUAUUACACGCUGCUUUGUUGAAUCAAACGGUUUGGCUACAUUUUAUCACAAAAAACAAUACUUUUUGUGCUUUGGUACAAUUUGUUUCAUUUUGGAGACCAUCUUUAUCCUUUAAAAAAAUUAUUAGAAUAAAAAAAUGUCUGAAUCUCCCCAGUGUGUAGAUAACAGUAGACAUUAUACACUUGUGCACGUGAUAAAGAUAAAUUGCCUUCUUCAUACUACAGUCUCUAUCUGUUACGUAGGCUAUUUCUAGGUAAAGCAAAUAUGGGGAUAUAUGCUCUCAUCAGCAGCAACAUCUUCUGCACAGGUAUGUUUGUGGAUGGAUCAAAUACAAUCUGCAUACUAUCAGCAAACAUUUAUUAUGCUGGCUAUAAACUGUACGUUGCCAAUUUUCUUGUGAGUGAAUGAGGUCAACUGAGUAUCUUUCUUCGUUAUAGGCAACUAUGAAAUAAUAUUGUGUAUCUGUAAAUAUGAAUUCAAUGAGCUUUGGGUUUUUUUUUCAAGCCUUUUUCUAAUCAAUGUAGUUGAUUGCCAAUAAUGUUGUACUACCUUGUAUAAUUAGCUUAGACAUUUUUCUUUACUCGAUAAUUGUAAAAUUAUUUUUAUAUGAUUGUAGUGACUUGCUUAUCACUAGUACUUGUGUAUUCUCAUUCCAGCGCUACUUUACUAAAGUCAUCUAAGAUAAUUGAUUGAAUUGCUCGGAGGAGGGAGCUGUAUGUUUGUAUAUUUACUGAUGAACAAAUAAGAUCAUGCACUGUUCUUGUAUUUCAUCAUCAAAAUUUGAAAUUUAAAUUACAUGGAUACACCAUGAAAAGUGAUUGUUAACCAUGUAUCAUUUUUAAUAAAGUUGUUGAAAGAUUAUUGAAGAUUCUAGCGCUUUUAUAGAUCACAACGAUUUGCUCUUUUCUGCCGUGGGAUUUAAAGGGCUGUGUCCAUGUUGAUGAGAAAAUGACACCCAAAAUGUUUUAGUUACAGGUCAUGUAAAGAUACAUAUAUUGCUUUAUCUUCUGGGGAUAUGCUAGACAUUCAUUCUUAUAUCUUAUAAUGAAUUAGUUCGGUCAGAUAUUGAACACAUUUCAAAUGUUGAUUGAAGCCGAUGCGUAUAUCUAUUUUUCUUGUGUUCAGAUUGUUGUUUCUGUUAUGUUUGUAAAAUGAAAAUAGUCUUGUGUUUUAAGAAAGAAACCAACAUGACACAAGUCCACUGUUUUUACAGUUCCACAAAAUUUGCUGCAGAACAGAUUUGGUGUAAUCCAUGUUUCUGUUUUGGGGUAAUCAGUUACCUAAAGAAAGGCAAAGAAUCCGUACAAGUCAGUGAUUUACGCUCUACUACGAAAUAUAUGUAAUGAUGCAGAGCACAUUUUACAUAGUUUCACUUUAACUUUUUGUAGUUUGUGUAAAGACUUAAUACCAGGGUGGUCGGUUUCUGUUAAUUAAAGUCUCAGACAGCAUACAUUUAGGGGGGGGGGGGCUUAAAAUAUCAAUUUUGAUAGAUUGUUGUGAAGGUGUAUUGCUGACCUGAAGAAAAAUGUUGUGUAUAUAAAUUUUUGGAUCCUAGUAUUAAUAAAGUGCAUUUUCAUUGACUUGCAUCAUUCAAACUCCAA
Messenger RNA from Strongylocentrotus purpuratus (purple sea urchin), 3707 nucleotides. RefSeq names its product pre-mRNA-processing factor 19. The record is from RefSeq and is a predicted model, not a curated record. The coding region runs from base 36 to 1565 and encodes 509 amino acids. Lineage: Eukaryota; Metazoa; Echinodermata; Echinoidea; Camarodonta; Strongylocentrotidae. Gene Ontology annotation, molecular function: protein binding; ubiquitin protein ligase activity. Gene Ontology annotation, biological process: protein ubiquitination; mRNA splicing, via spliceosome; DNA repair. Gene Ontology annotation, cellular component: cytoplasm; Prp19 complex; U2-type catalytic step 1 spliceosome. The transcript has 11 exons.